AUGAUGAAUGCUGUCUUCGCUUGUGAGAACUAUGAGUUCGAAGGAGAUCAAGAAGUUUAUGGUGAUCCUACUCGAAUUUACGAGAAGAAAGAAAGAAUUGUUAACAGAAAUGAGCUACAUCCUUUCUCUGGAUAUGAAGACUGGGAAGGUAUCAAUAACCUUUGUACACUAGAUUAUGGUAUUUAUCAUGAAAAUACAUUACAGAAAGGAACCUGGUUCCCUAAAGAUCAAGAACAGUUGUUUUCUGACUUCCCCAUGCUGGACAAUUUUCAGCUCAACAUGGGGUUUCCUCCAGUUCACCAGUCAAUAAUAACUCAAGAUUCUAUAGUUUUCCAUUCUGACAUGCAUGAAAUUCCAGAUCUUGUUGAAGAAAAGAAGGAUAAGGGAAAGAAGGAAAACAUGUGCCCGACAUCGUUAACCUCUUUAGAGCUUUUAAAUAUUUACACUAAGAGACUCAAGAAAUUGAAAGAUGAAAGAAGAUCAAAUGAGCUUCAAAAUGAAGCAAAAUUUACAACAGUCGAUAAUGGUGGAAGAUUAUCAACUGAAGAAGUAUUUAGAGUUGCAGGUGCGCGGUUCAUUCAGUUAUCUGCUAAACAAGAAGAUGAUAUGAUUGUCAUUACAAAUCAAUUUGACUGCUCUAUUUCUUCCCUCAGCGAUGAGGAGGGUAAGGAUGUAGAAUUAGCACAACUCCUUUUAGCUUCAGCAGAGUCAGUAAACAACAAACAGUUCAACUUGGCUAGUAGAUUGCUAACUCAAUGUGAUUACUUAUCAUCGACUACAGGAAACCCAGUACAGAGAGUUGUAUAUUAUUAUGCAGAAGGUCUCAGAGACAGGAUCGAUCGAGAAACAGGAAGAAUUCCAUUAAAGAUAUCUGAAGGAAGAGGAGAACAGCCAAUCGAUGUGGACAAAGCGAUGAUGACUCUGAAUCCAGCACUUCUAGCCUGUCAUCAAACACUUCCGUUCGGAAAAGUCUUGCAGUUUGCAGGAAUUCAAGCCAUUGUGGAUAAUGUAACUUCGGCUAGUAAGGUUCAUUUGAUUGAUUUUGGAAUCAGGAUUGGAAUGCAGGGUACAGUGUUGAUGCAAGCUCUUGCAAGUCGGCAUCAAUGUCCAAUUGAACUUCUCAAGAUCACUGCUGUUGGAACUUUGAGACAGCCAAUCGAGGAAACGGGUAAGAGAAACGCUAAUGAGAGUAGUAAGAAACCUGAAUCCAUGUGUAAUGGUGGUCACUGA
Molecule: messenger RNA, 1230 nt
Organism: Papaver somniferum (opium poppy)
Lineage: Eukaryota; Viridiplantae; Streptophyta; Magnoliopsida; Ranunculales; Papaveraceae
Product: DELLA protein RGA2-like
Exons: 2
Coding region: 1-1230 (409 amino acids)
Biological process (GO): regulation of DNA-templated transcription
Cellular component (GO): nucleus
Molecular function (GO): DNA-binding transcription factor activity; sequence-specific DNA binding
Source: RefSeq, a predicted model, not a curated record